UCGCCGAUUGUGUCUCUCCGUCAACCGCGUCGGUAGCCAAGUACCACUGCUUACACAAAAGGGCGAAAUAAAAUUACAAAAUAGUAAACAAAAUUUUUUAAAUUAUAUCAAAAUGCGCUCCCUAAUGGUCCUUGGUUUGCUGGGACUGCUGGCGAAAAUUGCUCGAGCCGAUGACUUCCUUACAAAUUCCUUCAAUGAUUGCAUCGGUGCGGAUUCUUGGUCCUCCUGUCUCAAGCACGAGGUCCUCGCUUAUCUGGAUGAAAAAUUGGGUAUCACGACCGAAGCCAGAUCACUGGAUAGUGUGGAUGAAGCACUGGUUUCACGUGCCUUCAAGUACCUGAAAACUUUCGAAUACGGCGUUGAUCUGCCGUUUAUUGAUGGUCGGCUGAAGUAUCGGCCGGGCAGAAGUAUCGCCGAUCUCGAUGUGGAAUUCAAGAAUAGUGAGGUAGCAACCUCUCAAGCAAGAGGAAUACUAAAAAAGAAGCUGCUUUUGCCCUUUUUACUGCUGUUGAAGUUGAAGUUAAAAGCAUUGAUGCCAAUUUUCGUAGCGAUCAUUGGAUUUAAAGCUAUGAAGGCGUUAAUACUUUCUAAAUUGGCGAUUCUCUUAGUGAUUGGGUUCAUUGCGGUACAAUUCUUUAAAAAGGGAGGCAUGGCUGCACCCAUGGGAGUAACGAUGGAGCCAGCUCCGACAUACGGCCUUCCUCCUAUUACAACGACGACAUCCGGUUAUGAGCCGGUUAACACAUGGGAUGGUAAUGGCCCUUAUUCACGUAUAUGGACACCAAGCAAUGGACUUGAAUCGGCGCAAAAUCUCGCCUACAACUACUACUCGGGUAGUAGUUCCAAUUCGUAUGGCGCACCCUCGUCAUCAUCCUCCGGCUCAUCUUCAGCCGCCACGGGAAGUUCCAGCGUAUCGACGAAUUAUUAGGAAAAUUUAUUAUAUUGGCUUAUCAAGAGGAGACGGAGAAAAGCGAUGAUUUAUUGAGAAAAUAAGAUAUUCCGGAAUAAAGAAACUUUCCG
This is a messenger RNA of Ceratosolen solmsi marchali, 1020 nucleotides long. RefSeq names its product DUF1676 domain-containing protein Osi20 (gene Osi20). NCBI's taxonomy places the organism in Eukaryota, Metazoa, Arthropoda, Insecta, Hymenoptera, Agaonidae. The record is from RefSeq and is a predicted model, not a curated record. Gene Ontology annotation, cellular component: membrane. Bases 113 to 928 code for a protein of 271 amino acids. The transcript has 2 exons.